UAAUAAUUAAAUCAUUUCGGCAAAAAUAGUAGGGAGUGCUCUUUUUAUUGAGAAAAAUUUGAAGCCGCGCAUGCGCGGUAAAUACUGAAACUGCAAGAGACUCGUGAUACUCGGCAAAUAUCUUACACGCGUGUGAUUGGUGAUGCAGUUAUGAUAAAAGAACAGAAGUGCCUCUAAUUACGUUGACAUGUGAAACAACAAUUUCUGACAGCUAAAUUCAAUCAUUUGGAAGCAACUGAAUAUAACCGUGAUAGUCAAGAUGCGAAAUGUACGUCAUUUUAUUGCGUAUUUGCAGCUGUCCAGGCACCUCGGUUCGUCCAGUGCAUGCUCGAACCUUAGCAGGGAAGGUAGAUUUAUGAGAAAACUGAUGAAGGGACAUCGUGAUCAUAAAUCGAACAUCAAGUGGCACAACAAUAACAAUAACAUGGGCGCAGAUUUUCGUAGCAUCACGGAAGCGAAGCCAGUGGACAAGCCACUGUCCACGCACACGGUGCGUAGAAUGACCGUCCGCAAUAAGCUCUUUAUGGAGCACAUAUCGGACCAGAUAUCGGUGGGUGAGGUGUCCGACAUCCUGAGUGGAAACGUAGAGAUCACUAAUGUGAAGAUCACCGCAGACUUCAAGUACGUCAACGUAUUCUACAUACAGAACGACACUGGUGCAAUUGUCAGCAAGGAAGCACUGCAGCAAUGUGCCAGGAUCAUUCGGCAGCAAUUGUCAGAGCUGCGUGUCAUAGGUGUGGUGCCGCCCAUCCAAUUCGUUGAAAACAGACAAGCUUCUUUCGCAAAGAAAGUAGAGGAAAAACUGGCGGCGAUAGAUGAGGACUUAAAGUCUUGGACUCCCUAUUCUGAGCGAGAGUUGAGUGCUUUGUACGCUGAUGUGAUCAAUGAAACCUCGUGCAAUAAAAUAGGAACGGAGUGUACAAUGCUGGAGUCCAAAACAGAGGAACCUGGCACACAAUUGCCAGUUAUGAAGCACGAUGUGCUAGGAUUGGAUCAUCAUAGGAUCAUGUCCCAGAUUACUACUUCGUUGUCUAAAGUAAAAGAAACUUCACAGAAACGGCUAUUGGACGUGCAAACCAAUAGGAAUAGCAAUGUAGAUACAGACAAUACUUCUUCUCAGCCGAAAGAAAUUCCCAACUUCUUGACGCAAGAGGAGCAGCAGAAAAUUUUCUCCAAUUUUCUGUUUCAAAGGCGAAAAGAAGAGAAACGUAGACGCCAUAUGAGAAAUUUGCAGCAGCAGAAAUUACUGAACAAUUUCGAAGAAGACACGGAGACGGAUCACGGAGAAUACGAAGACGACAUCGACGUGUGUAGAAGCGAGCUCGACGAGGAGGAAUAGCGUGAUUUCAAAGAAAUUUCUCGCGAAACGACUCUUUUUGUUUUUUAUUGCACAAUACGAGUAUAACACUAACACUCGAUCUACACACACUUGUGUACAAUAAAUAAUUUAUUAAUAAUAAAUUGUACAAUGUACAUAAAA
Messenger RNA from Ooceraea biroi (clonal raider ant), 1480 nucleotides. RefSeq lists its product as uncharacterized. The record is from RefSeq and is a predicted model, not a curated record. Gene Ontology annotation, biological process: rRNA processing. Lineage: Eukaryota; Metazoa; Arthropoda; Insecta; Hymenoptera; Formicidae.